GCAGAAACGAAACCUAACGUUCAUGAAGAGAGAUCCAGACUGAAAGAGAUCACACUCUACCAUCAGAGCUGAGAGCAGACAGGAGGAGAAGGGGACUGAGCUAGAUUACCAAACAGCAGAGAUCAUGAAAACUACCACACACAAAUGGUUCUUCAGACAUCUCCUCUGUUUCCUGGUUGGGACUUUAGUUGACUCCUCUUCCCUCCCCCCAUCCACCCUCCCCCGGCCCGUCAACACCAAGGUGGGAGAGCAGGUGGUCCUUCCCUGCAGCUGGAAGAGCCGCCUGGGGGAGAUGGAGAUGGAGCUGCCCGCCUGCCACAUCCAGUGGAAGAACCCGGCCAACACCGUGUUCGAGCAGCUUGGCCAGCGCAAGUUUGAGGCACCCGGGUUUGAAGGCCGGGUGGGGGUCCUGGAGGAGAGGCUGGGGUCCGGGGACUGUUCCCUGAUCAUCAGGGACGUUCAGAUUAUGGACAUGGGGAGAUACGAGAGCUUCAUGGUGGUGGACGGAGCGUGGUCCACCAAAACCCGGGUGUUCAUUCAGAGCGUCAAGCUGUUAGUGAGCGACCACAAGUCCCUUCAGACCCGUGCUCCAGGCGAGGACUUGGUUCUGGACCUGCACACCAGUCACUCUGUCAGAGUCAUUUUCCAGGGCAGGAACAGCUCUGAUUGGACGGACCUGUGGAUGAAGGACGAUGAAAACAGUCAGGGUUUGGAGAAACAUCCUCUGAGAGAGCAGCUGACCAUUAAGAGUUUGAAGCUCUCGGAUGAAGGGCUGUACAAAGUCCUGGAUGAGCAUGGCCUCGCUGUGAGCACCGUGAAGCUCUCCGUGGAAGGUGAGACACCCACUUUACCUCCUGAGGGCGCCAACUCCCACAAACUCCCCCAAACUCAAGACAAUCAACAACCUACAGAUGGAGCUUCUACACACAGUUUCUCCGCUCUUCUCCUCUUGUCUGUUCUCGUCACGUCUUUCCAAAGUCUUCAUCUUUCCUGAGAAAAUGAAAUGAGCAAAACUGCUCGACUGAAACGACUGCUUGCACACUUACUAACAGAGAUAAUAUGAUUGUACUGAAGCGUAUCGCCCCUGUGUUCCUGAACAUUAGCUGGGAUCAUUUUAGAAAUGAGCCUGGUGUGCUGUGAGUUUGGGGUGUCAGGACAAAAAGACGAUCGCUUUAAAGGGUAAUUACAUUUUUAAAUCCUGAACACGAUCAAAGGUUUUUAUCAAUUUCUGCUAAUUGGCUUCUGGCAGCAGCAAGAGACCUGAGAUUUGUCCACUAAAAGAUGUUUUUGUCCCUGACAGGCUCAGGUAGUUAUUCUUAGUGACAUCAUCACAGAAAGGAUCCCUGCACAGAUAGACCUCUCCACAUGAAACAGCCGUUAGAUUGCUCUCUGUGGAUAUACCAGACUUCUACGGAGCCCCUGAAGUCCCACAAAGUUUAAAAAUAAAAAUCCUGUCCAACAAGUUAUCAUCUCAUAUCUGUGCACAAGAUAUUACGUUGUGGAAAAAAGUUGUCUUGUGUGUACAAGUUAUCAUCUAACUUGUGCACACUUUUUUCUUAGCUUCUUGGGACUUCAGGGGCUCCGUAGUCUCCGUUGACAGAAUCCCCUUUCUAAGAUCACAUAACACCGGAGCCUCUGAUGUACUGCUGCAUGGAUAAAUCAGUGUGUUUAUGUUAUUGUGUUGUGUUGUAAAUGAUGCGAUCGAAUACAACACAAUAACGCAGGCAAACUAUUCCAGCAGAUGUUGACGUGGGGUUCCUGUGUUCUUUGAGGUUAAAUGACCGUUUCUGUUGGUGAAGUCUGGUGGCUUUAAAGAGAGUCAUGUAACGUGAACAUCAUCUGCCUCUGUAACAGAAAGCUCUCUCUCUGCAUCCUCUCUGUAACGUAGUCACACACUUGGAGUAACAACCGGAGCCGGUCAGGGACAAAAACAACAACUUUGAAUGUCUGUGUAGCUUCUCAGUCAUCCAGGUCAUUGAAGCUUCAUUAAAGGCGCUUAACAUCUUUACCUAAUACAAAUAUGAAUAUUUUUAAAUUUGAACGUGAGUCAAAACUUGAUAUUAGUCAUAUUUGGUAAAUCUGACUGCAACAAAUCCAUUUUAUCUCCCACACAUGUGAAGUCUUGACUAUGUACAGCGAGUGAUUAAGGUUUUCAUUUACAUUUAUAUCCCCUGGGAAGUGAUGAGGGCUUUGAUAAAAAUGCUCUUUAAUGAUUAAAUUAAUAUUCAAGCUUUGUUUAUCCUCCUAAAUACAAACAUAUUUGUGAUCUAUGUCUACACGGCCACUGAGAUCAUUUAUUUUCCAUCUAAAGACAUUUGACAGCCAAUUAGCUUUCAGUUAGCUGUGAAGGUGGCUAAUUGUUUUGUUUUAUGUGGCUUGAUUUCUGUGUUCUGUUUAAUACAGUGAGGUUUGCAACACAAAUUUGAAAGUUUCAUACUUAAGACAUCCAAAACGUUUGUAUCACAGUGAGUCAGAAUAUCAAAAAGCUAAGUUAGCUAGUAAGAACAAUGCUAACUUAGCUCUUUUGAUACUUGGUUCUUUGUUGUUUUACGUUGAAAUGAGGCUAGAUGUCUGAGUUUUUUUUUUCUGACAUUAAGGUCACACAAUUUUAGUUUGAUCUUGUAAAGAUGACUCCCGAAACUUUCAUGUUGUUUCAUAACGCACAGCAAUGUAAGCCAGGCAGGAAAAGGAAUUCUAAAGUUAGCUGUAACAGAAGCUAAGUGAAAUGUUAAAAGUUGUGAGUUGUGUUAAGUUCAGUUAAGUUUGUGACAAACUUGAAAAAAAUUCAAUAUUAUAAAGAUGACAUCCAAAAGUUUUGUAUUGUGAAUUCCAAUCAAACUGUUGUGUUAGCUAGGAAGUAGCUUUGCUAACAUUAGCCGUAAUCGUAGCUAAUCUGUGAAAUUGUUUUAUUUUGGAAUGUGGCUGUGUGAGUUUUCGGACUAGUCUUUACAGCAGGAGGAAAAUUAAACAUUUGUUUGUCAUAUUCACCUGAUUCAAAGAACUUAAAACCUUCAACUCAGACACGACAGCCCGUCAGCGUUUGAACGUCCCACCGUGAGUAUGAUGAAACAGGAAAAUGGCCGCUGUGUGGUUGUAGCGAAUGCACAUAUAUACAUUUCUGAAGUUGUGUAUUUGUUGCCGUUUUAUUGUUUGCAGUGUUCAAAAUAUUAAGUUUGCUCUGUCUCCAAUACGAAAAUAUAUCCGUCUGUGCUUGUGGUGAAUGCUAACAGAAAGUCGGGUUAACAGUAAUUGUGUUUUUGGCAAUAUUAACGUGAUAUCUAAAAGUG
Molecule: messenger RNA, 3287 nt
Organism: Labrus mixtus (cuckoo wrasse)
Lineage: Eukaryota; Metazoa; Chordata; Actinopteri; Labriformes; Labridae
Gene: igldcp
Product: galectin 17
Exons: 7
Coding region: 125-994 (289 amino acids)
Biological process (GO): positive regulation of T cell proliferation; cell surface receptor signaling pathway; T cell costimulation
Cellular component (GO): external side of plasma membrane
Source: RefSeq, a predicted model, not a curated record